Messenger RNA from Triticum turgidum subsp. durum (durum wheat), 1227 nucleotides. The record is from the annotation of a GenBank genome assembly. Lineage: Eukaryota; Viridiplantae; Streptophyta; Magnoliopsida; Poales; Poaceae.
AUGGCACCCGCCGCCGCCGCCGCCGUGAGGCGGGUCCACUUCGCCAGCUCCUGCCCGUCGGCCGGCCGGCGGUUCCACGGGAGGGCGGAUCGCGUCUCGCUGGCUCCCCCCGCGGCCUCGCCGCCGCGCGUUUCAUGGGAGCAGGGAUCCGGGGUGCCCAUCAGGGGACGAGUCUGGGCGAGGGCCGGUGGUUCGUUCGAGCAAGAUCGCAUCGGGGUGGGCGCUGCGUCACAUUCUCCCCCUCAGGGAGUGGAGGAGGGCAGAGUUGAUUUUCUCAAGAUUCUGAAGAGUGCCAACUCCGUUAUCCCCCAUGCAGUGCUGGGGAGCACCAUUCUUGCACUGCUGUACCCACCUUCGUUUACAUGGUUCACAACCAGAUACUAUGCACCGGCAUUGGGGUUCUUGAUGUUUGCUGUAGGUGUCAAUUCAAGCGUUAAGGACUUCAUUGAAGCAAUAAAAAGGCCAGAUGCUAUCGCUGCUGGCUAUAUUGGACAGUUUAUUGCCAAACCUUUCUUUGGAUUCCUCUUUGGCACACUUGCAGUUAAUACUUUCAAUCUUCCUACUGCUGUAGGUGCUGGGAUCAUGUUGGUUUCAUGUGUGAGCGGAGCACAAUUGUCAAAUUAUGCAACGUUCCUGACAGAUCCACAUAUGGCUCCCCUCAGCAUUGUUAUGACAUCACUGUCGACAGCUAGUGCGGUUUUUAUUACCCCAACUUUAUCUUACUUGCUUAUCGGCAAGAAAUUACCUGUUGAUGUCGUAGGAAUGAUGUCCAGCAUUGUCCAAAUAGUGGUUGCUCCAAUUGCAGCUGGAUUGCUUCUGAAUAGAUUUCUCCCAAGACUCUGUUCGGCUAUUCAGCCAUUUCUCCCUCCACUAUCGGUGUUUGUGACUGCUUUAUGUGUUGGCUCACCAUUGGCUAUAAAUAUCAAGGCUGUUUUGUCACCAUAUGGACUAUCCAUUGUGUUUCUGCUUUUUGCAUUCCAUACAACAUCUUUUGUAGCUGGGUAUCAUCUUGCUGGUACUUGGUUCCGCAAGUCACCUGAUGUGAAGGCCCUGCAAAGAACGAUAUCUUUUGAGACAGGGAUGCAAAGUAGCCUUCUUGCUCUUGCUUUAGCAAACAGGUUCUUCCCAGACCCUCUGGUGGGAGUGCCUCCAGCAGUAUCAGUUGUGCUGAUGUCCCUGAUGGGGUUUGGUCUUGUCAUGUUAUGGUCCAAGAAAACACAAGCAUAG